Chilo suppressalis (striped riceborer) is the source of this 417-nucleotide messenger RNA. The record is from the annotation of a GenBank genome assembly. NCBI's taxonomy places the organism in Eukaryota, Metazoa, Arthropoda, Insecta, Lepidoptera, Crambidae.
AUGAUAUGCUGCUGUUUUCGUUACCGCAUCCCGCGGACGAAGCAGCAAAUCGAGGCAGACUACCAGCGCCGGAAAAUCACGUCCAAAUUCCGCCAACAAUUAGAGACCAUACAAGACUCAAGAAUGGACGCUAUGUCUUUGAAAGAUGCCUUGGAACUGUUACACGGGAAGACGAGUCACAACAUGGAGGGCGACAACCAGCAGGGGUCUCAGCCGAGUUCCAUAGUGUCGCCACAACAGAGUUCGUUGGAGGCUUCGUAUCAACCGGAGGGCGGUCAGCGGCCGGAACCGCAAGUGUCAGGCAUGAGCUUCGCCAAGAUGGCGGGGAAAAUUGCCACUCUCUCCAAACUGGGACAACCGAAGGCCCCCACCUCGCCGACUUCGACCGCACCGUCACACAACAAAAUGGACUUCUGA